ACCACCAGUUUUGUUUCGUAGUUGGGAGAACAAAGUCGUUGUUUUUCAAAGUAUUUUUAAGGUGACAAAAUACGGUAAUAUUUAGCUUUUCCAUACUGUGAUUCGCUACGUCAUCGUGUUAAAGAGUUCCAAAUUCCAAUCUCAAUCGAAAACUCUUUGCAUCAAAAAUAUCAACAAUAACAUCUGUCAAGCAAACGUCAUAAUGACAUGAGUCGAAAUUCGUAAAUCGUCGAUUUUCACCUUCAAAUAAAUCAGAUUAAAAUAAUAGAAGUAUAUUCCCUUUUUGUGAUUGCCAUUUCGUGGACUGAAUACUAACCCAAGAUGGCGACAUGUGUGACGCGCAGGGUUUGGCCGGCUUAUGCCGAAAUGUGGAGACUCUCGUCCAUCUCCCGAGGGGGCUUUAUUAAUACUCAAACAAGGUCUUUUUUCGUUUUUCCAUUCGGAAUAGAACUUGGAAUUUUUGGCGCCGCCGCGUAUUUUAUCACCAAAUUAAAAAAGCCAGAUCAUCACAGUGUGCUGAGUAUAUUCGGACCUGAUCCUAAUAUCAAUGAUGAAAGCCAAACUGACAGAGUUGUGCAAUGUAUCGCCCACAGAGGAGCAGCCUUGGAUGCGCCUGAGAACACUUUGGAGGCGUUCAAAUAUUGCGUGGAACGAGACUGUAACUUCAUAGAGCUAGAUGUGCGCACCUCCAAGGAUGGCAAACUGGUGCUCUUGCAUGACCAAGGGUUGGAGCGGCUGGCUGCCACGAGUGUGACGGAUGUCCAUGCAGUUGAUUGGGAGAGCUUGAAGAAUAUAAACAUAGGGGCUACACAUCCUAACAGGAGCAAGUUUAAUGAUGUCCACCUGUGUCUGCUGGAUGAUGCGCUGGAUUAUCUACUGGACAAUAAAGUUAGGGUCAUUAUCGAUAUCAAAGGAGAUGAUAAACAGGUCGUCAACGGAAUCCUGAAGACUUAUUCGUCCCGCCCGCUUCUUUAUCAGUACGGCGCUGUGACCUGCUUCAAUCCCUACAUACUGUAUCAGAUACGUAAACGCGAUCCUCAAAUCGUGGCCGCGAUCAGUUACAGGCCUUACUGCUUCAGUGCGAAAGAUUAUGACGCUGUGAACGGGCCCACCAAUCCCAGAUACGGGGACAACUUGCCGGUUCACGCGGCGCUUCGCUGCGCGGAUGUUUUGCAUUCGUUAGUGUGGCGGUGGUCGGCGCGCUGGUGCGGUGUCAGCGCGGUGUUGCUACACAAGGACAUCGUGAGUCCGAGUGAAGUGCAGUAUUGGCGGGCGUUGGGCGUGCGCUGCGCCGGCUGGAGCGUCAACCGACCGCUCGAGAAGUUGUACUGGCGCGGCGUCCUCCGCGCUCCUUACCUGGCCGACACGCUGGUUGGCGAGCCUGAUAAUGACGAUAAACAAGAGAAAACCAACGAACGUCCCGGACCAGUCGUGGACAGAUUACUGGAGCCCGAACGACACGCGUCUGGACACAAUCAUUAAUAUCGAAAGAACAAAAAAAAGUUGAAUAAUUUAUGAUAACAAAAUUAAUGAAUGCUUGUUUUUCACGCCUAAACCGCCAAGCGGUUGAAAUUUAAUUCACGAGUAGACUUAUGUAGAUUAAUACGUAGUAUACUUACCUAUUAUCCUGAAAUGUCCACGAGAGGGAAACCCGGGACGCGGUUAGUAAGGAAACAUAUUAUAAUAAGAACACAAGCUAUUCAUAAAUAUUUUUAUUAGCACCUAUAAAAACAUACGACUAUUCAAUAAAAAUAUGUGAUAAUAUAAAACGUCUGUAUUAUUUUAGAUACAAUUUGUAAUGCCAUCUUACUAGUAAUAUACAUUAAUAGCACUAUCUUAUACAUACAUUUCUCGUUUGAAAAAUUGAGGAUGAUAUAGUUAUGCCGUUGUGGUUAAGAUCAUUAAGACAUUACAUAUACUGUUAGUAUUCGUUUAAGGCGAGAGGCGAGCAUUCUACAUCAUUUCAUAAACAAAUGUUUUAUCUAUAAUUGGCUAUUCCAAUCUUGGUAGACUUUACAGAUUUAAAAAUGUAAUGUUCUAAAAUCUGUGGUAGACUUAAAUUUUUUAUCGACAUGUUCUUCUACGUUUAGUUUAAUCUCCCACAGGACAGACAUUCCUGUUUAGUCGGGGGCCAAUUUUAAUUACACAUAUUAAGCUGUUACAUUACUGGGUUUCCUUAUACCGACCUCAAUAAAUAUUUAUUGUCAUUGAUAAAAAUAUUGAAGGCAUAUUUUCAUAUGAGAGAUGCAUCGCGUCAUUCUUCCCGGAGCUGACAAACCCCGGCAGAUAAUUUGCCGCAGGUCCACUUCCUUGUCGCUUGAUUAACGAGCUGCAUUUGGAUCUGCUAGCACUGCUUAAGGCUUCAGUCACACUAUACGGCGCUAUGCGCCUGAUCCGACCCGUGCUGUAUUUUCUUUAGUUUCACUUACUUAUGCCGUUUUUUUUAUUAUAUGUAUUCA
This is a messenger RNA of Plodia interpunctella (Indianmeal moth), 2459 nucleotides long. Its product is annotated as glycerophosphodiester phosphodiesterase 1-like. Gene Ontology annotation, biological process: N-acylethanolamine metabolic process; phospholipid metabolic process; ethanolamine metabolic process. Gene Ontology annotation, molecular function: glycerophosphodiester phosphodiesterase activity. Lineage: Eukaryota; Metazoa; Arthropoda; Insecta; Lepidoptera; Pyralidae. The transcript has a single exon. Gene Ontology annotation, cellular component: plasma membrane. The coding region runs from base 322 to 1482 and encodes 386 amino acids. The record is from RefSeq and is a predicted model, not a curated record.